This is a messenger RNA of Staurois parvus, 310 nucleotides long. The record is from the annotation of a GenBank genome assembly. Lineage: Eukaryota; Metazoa; Chordata; Amphibia; Anura; Ranidae.
UUUGUGAAUGAUCCGGUGUCUUCUGGGACACAUGAAAGGUCCCAGAAGGCGCCGGGCCAUUCACAAAGCGCAGCGCUUCUCGCACAUGCGCAGUGGGCACCCAGCUGUAACAGAAGCCGGCCCGGGAAGAAGAGGGAAGGCAACUCCGCGGAAGUGGGAGCGGUCUCCGGUCAUCUCCUGUACUGUGUCCGCAGUCUCUGGUCAUCUCCUGUACUAUGUCCGCAGUCUCUGGUCAUCUCUCUGGUCAUCCCCUGUACUAUGUCCGCAGUCUCUGGUCAUCCCCUGUACUAUGUCCGCAGUCUCUGGUCAU